ACGGGUGGACGUUAAAUAUUUUGUGCAAAAAAGAUUCUAGUCUUUUUUAUACUACUCUUCAAAUAAGUCGUUUUUCAGUGAAACUUAUAGCAAUGGGAGAUGAAGAGGAUCCAUGGGGAGCAGAUGAUUCAGAACAACAACCAGAGCCCACGCCAGUAGUGGCUCAACAACCAGUAGCUCCUGAUACUAAGGCAACGACAGAAGCACCGCCUACUUCAGAAGAAAAGGGUUCAACAGAGGCAGAAGUGGCUCCCCCUCCCCCUCCAGUGGAAGAUGAUGGCUACAGAAAACCUGUUCAGUUAUACAGACAUUGGGUUAGGCCUAAAUUCCUGCAAUACAAAUACAUGUAUAACUAUAGAACGAACUACUACGAUGAUGUUAUUGAUUACUUAGAUAAGAGGCAAAUAGGGGUGUCACGAGAAAUUCCCAGGCCUCAGACGUGGGCAGAACGAAUCUUAAGAAGUAAUUAUUCCAAUUCCCGAGGUUUGGAUUUUGAGUCGUCUAUUAAAAGAGAUCACCAGUUAAUUCAGACACUAGCAGCAUCGAUUCGGCCCCAUAAUUACCACACCAAAGCAUAUAUAAACCAGAAAUAUGCUAAGGUCCUCUAAGUCCGUCUUAAAUCCAGUUGUCAACAUUUCGAAUGAUGUAAAUAUAUGUUAAUACAGCUUAUUGUAUGUUUUUAUUUUACUAAAGCCUGUUAAUUUAAAGCAUCUUUGCAGUGAAUAAAGUUGUAAGAAAAUAGCA
This is a messenger RNA of Stomoxys calcitrans (stable fly), 744 nucleotides long. Its product is annotated as flightin. Lineage: Eukaryota; Metazoa; Arthropoda; Insecta; Diptera; Muscidae. Bases 93 to 608 code for a protein of 171 amino acids. The record is from RefSeq and is a predicted model, not a curated record. The transcript is spliced from 4 exons.